UAUUUAUUUAUGAGAGAGAGACUAAAAUUGACUUUAUCAUCCUGUGAAAGAAAUGUGCUGUAUAAAUGUAUUAGCAUUGCUUCGCCCAUAUAAAGACAAAUGUUCUUUACUCAUGUUUAUUUAUUGUAGGUGAGUCUUUUAAGUCACUUGGCUUUCAGUUUCGCAUGGGAAGCACAACCAUUGGCAAAAUUGUGGAAGAAACUUGUGAAGUCCUACACCACACUUUGAAGGAGGAUUAUUUGAAGACACCAACUUCUGAAGAACAGUGGCGGAAAAUUGCUGAACAGUUUGACAUGAAGUGGCAAUUUCCUCAUUGCCUUGGGGCAAUAGAUGGGAAACAUAUCUUCAUUCAACCCCCAGCCAAUAGCGGCAGCACAUUCUACAACUACAAGUCCAGGUUUUCUAUUCUGUUAAUGGCUGUAGUGGAUGCCAAUUACAGAUUUAUCUACACAAAUGUAAGAGUUCAAGGCAGAGUUUCAGACGCAGGUUUAUUUGCACAGUCUGAUUUGCGAGCUGCCUUGGAUGACAGAAAAUUAAACCUUCCUCCUGCUGAGGCUCUACCAAACACCCACAUCAUCAUGCCAUAUUGUUUUGUGGGAGAUGAAGCUUACCCACUGAGAAAUGACCUGCUGAAGCCUUACCCUCACAGACGACUACAGCCUGAACAACGCAUUUUCAACUAUAGGCUAUCCCGUGCAAGACGUGUUGUGGAAAAUGCUUUUGGAAUUCUAGCAAACCGCCUCAGGGUGUUCCGCACAACCAUCUGCCUUAAUCCUGACAAAGCAGUUACUGUCACUUUGGCUGCACUGUGCCUUCACAAUUUCUUACGUCACAAGCAAUCAGAUGCCUACCUUCCACCUGUACACACUGACUGGGAGGAUGAGAACCAUCAGCUCCACGAUGGGACAUGGAGACAAGAGAGAAGCCUGCAGUCAGUUAACAUGGGAGGAGGGGAAAAUCCAACAAUAUCUGCCAAAGAGCAACGUGACCAUCUUAAAGAAUACUUUGUCUCCCCAUCUGGCUGUGUACCAUGGCAAGAUCAGUAUGUGUAAUGGAUAAACUAAAAAAAAAAACACCACUUCAUUGUCUAUGUUUUCAUUAUUAUUUUUUAUUUUUUUGUUAUUAGCAGCAUUUUUUUUAUUAACAACAUGUUCUAUAAGAUGUCGAACAUUUUGAAAAAGUGAAACGUAAAAUAUUUAAGAUCACAAAU
This is a messenger RNA of Carassius carassius (crucian carp), 1210 nucleotides long. RefSeq lists its product as uncharacterized. NCBI's taxonomy places the organism in Eukaryota, Metazoa, Chordata, Actinopteri, Cypriniformes, Cyprinidae. The record is from RefSeq and is a predicted model, not a curated record. The coding region runs from base 165 to 1052 and encodes 295 amino acids. The transcript is spliced from 2 exons.